Messenger RNA from Drosophila subobscura, 2514 nucleotides. It is a transcript of the gene mAcon2, whose product is annotated as probable aconitate hydratase, mitochondrial. Gene Ontology annotation, biological process: tricarboxylic acid cycle. NCBI's taxonomy places the organism in Eukaryota, Metazoa, Arthropoda, Insecta, Diptera, Drosophilidae. Gene Ontology annotation, molecular function: 4 iron, 4 sulfur cluster binding; aconitate hydratase activity. The record is from RefSeq and is a predicted model, not a curated record. The coding region runs from base 94 to 2469 and encodes 791 amino acids. Gene Ontology annotation, cellular component: cytosol; mitochondrion. The transcript is spliced from 2 exons.
AUGCCCUAAAAUUCAGUUAUUCCAAAGCCACAAGCACACAAACAGUAAUACACUUCCAACAGCUCCAAAUACUUUCCAACAAAAUUGUGAAAAAUGAUGAAAAGACCGCAACUAUGCCGCCAACUGGUGGCCAGGCGAUUCCAUUUGACCAGAAAUCCCCUUUGGCAGAAGGUGCCCAUGUCCAAUUUCGAGAAGAAUGACUUUUUGCCCUACCAGAAGCUGACGGAGACUUUGCGGUGUGUCAAGUCACGACUCAAGCGACCGCUGACGCUGUCCGAGAAGGUCCUCUACUCCCACUUGGAUGAGCCAGAGACGCAGGACAUUAAGCGCGGUGAGUCAUAUCUGCGGCUGCGUCCCGAUCGUGUGGCCAUGCAGGAUGCCACCGCACAGAUGGCCCUGCUGCAGUUCAUAUCCUCGGGCCUGAAGAAGGUGGCCGUGCCCUCAACGGUGCACUGCGAUCACUUGAUUGAGGCACAGGUCUGCGGCACGGAGGAUCUGGCACGCGCCAAGGAUAUGCACAAGGAGGUGUACGACUUUCUGGGCAGCGCUUGCGCCAAGUAUGGCCUGGGCUUCUGGAAGCCCGGCAGCGGCAUUAUCCAUCAAAUCAUCUUGGAGAACUAUGCCUUCCCGGGUCUGCUGAUGAUCGGAACCGACUCGCACACACCCAAUGGCGGGGGCUUGGGUGGCCUGUGCAUUGGCGUGGGCGGUGCCGAUGCCGUCGAUGUGAUGGCCAACAUUCCGUGGGAGCUGAAGUGCCCCAAGGUCAUUGGCUGCCAUCUCACGGGCAAAAUCAGUGGCUGGACAUCGCCCAAGGAUGUCAUCCUGAAGAUGGCUGAAAUUCUGACAGUCAAGGGCGGCACUGGGGCCAUCAUCGAGUACCAUGGCAGUGGCGUGGAGUCCAUUUCCUGCACAGGCAUGGCCACCAUAUGCAACAUGGGCGCUGAGAUUGGCGCCACCACAUCGCUGUUUCCCUUCAAUCAGCGAAUGAUCAAAUAUCUGUGUGCCACGGGCCGCGGCGAGAUGGCGGGCUUGGCACAAAAGUUCCAAAAGGAACUGCUGACAGCAGACAAGAACUGCAAGUACGAUCAGCUGAUUGAAAUCAAUUUGGAUACGCUGGAGCCGCUGAUCAAUGGCCCCUUUACGCCGGAUCUGGCACAUCCCAUAAGCAAGUUUGGGGAGAACUCCAAAAAGAAUGGCUACCCGAUGGACAUUAAGGUUGGUUUAAUUGGCUCCUGCACCAACUCCUCGUACGAGGACAUGGGCCGCUGUGCCAACAUCGCCAAGGAUGCGCUCAGUCAUGGCCUCAAAUCGAAUAUACCCUUCAAUGUGACGCCAGGAUCCGAGCAGAUUCGUGCCACCAUCGAACGGGAUGGCAUGUUUGAGGUUUUCGAACAAUUCGGCGGCACUGUGCUGGCCAAUGCCUGUGGCCCGUGCAUCGGGCAGUGGGAUCGCAAGGAUGUGAAGAUGGGCGAGAAGAACACCAUUGUCACGUCGUACAAUCGCAACUUUACGGGCCGCAACGAUGCGAAUCCUGCCACCCAUUGCUUUGUGACCAGCCCCGAGAUGGUCACCGCUCUGUCCAUUUGCGGACGCCUCGACUUUAAUCCACUCAAAGACGAACUGGAAGGCGCUGAUGGCAAGAAAUUCAAGCUGAAGCCACCACACGGUGAGGAGCUGCCUGCCAAUGGCUUUGAUCCCGGACAGAACACAUAUACGGCGCCCCCGGCCAGCGGCGAUGAUGUCAAGGUUGCCGUCGAUCCCAAGUCUGAGCGUUUGCAGGUGCUCGCACCCUUCGAGAAGUGGGAUGGCAAGGACUAUGUGGAUCUGACGGUACUCAUUAAAAUCAAGGGGAAAUGCACCACCGAUCACAUUUCGGCAGCGGGGCCGUGGCUCAAGUAUCGCGGGCACUUGGACAACAUUUCCAAUAAUCUGUUCAUUGGCGCCGUCAAUGCGGAGAACAAUGAGAUGAACAAGCUCAAGAAUCAACGCUCGGGCGCGUAUGCCGCCGUUCCUGAUGUGGCACGCGACUACAAGGCCAACAAAUUGAAGUGGGUGGCGGUGGGCGAGGAGAACUACGGCGAGGGCUCGUCGCGGGAGCAUGCCGCAUUGGAGCCACGCCAUCUGGGCGGAGUGGCCAUCAUUGUCAAGUCGUUUGCACGCAUCCACGAGACGAAUCUCAAGAAGCAGGGCAUGCUGGCCCUGACCUUUGCCAAUGCCAGCGACUACGACAAGGUGAAGCCCGACAGCAAGAUUUCGCUGCUGAAUCUCAAGGAACUGGCCGCCGGCAAGCCCGUCGACUGUGAGAUCAAGAAUGGUGGCAGCUCCGACAAGAUUCAGUUGAAUCAUUCGUUCAACGAAUUGCAGAUCAGGUGGUUCCAGGCUGGCAGCGCUUUGAAUAUGAUGAAGGAGCUGGCCUCCGGUGGUGGUGGUGGCCAGGGCGCUGCUAAGCCCAAGCACACCAAGAAGUAAUUUUACCAAAUCGUUUUGUUAGUUAUUUUAUCAAUAGACCAGUUU